Messenger RNA from Aplysia californica (California sea hare), 7099 nucleotides. Its product is annotated as la-related protein 6. Bases 181 to 1788 code for a protein of 535 amino acids. Gene Ontology annotation, cellular component: nucleus. Gene Ontology annotation, molecular function: mRNA binding. The record is from RefSeq and is a predicted model, not a curated record. Gene Ontology annotation, biological process: RNA processing. Lineage: Eukaryota; Metazoa; Mollusca; Gastropoda; Aplysiida; Aplysiidae. The transcript has a single exon.
GUCGCAACCGAUGGACGAUCCCACUUUGUAGACAACGGAGACACCUACGCUGCUGAGUGUGUCCUCCACGGCUAAAACACAGGUUGGCUGACCUCAGUUCAAUCGAAUUGUAUGGUCGCUGUGAAAAGCAGUAUUUUCUUUACCAACGAGGAGAACUGCACAGCGGCUUGGUAAGUCAGAAUGAGCGAAAGUACGGGAAUCACCGUGCCUGUGGUGAUUGAACCAGUCGACAGCCUGGAUAGCUCUGUCGUGGAGGAUGUCUCGCAACAGAUGGGCUCAACAUCUUUAGGCUCGGGGGUAAACGGCGACGAAGGUCCGAUAUCAGGUUCGGAAGCUCCUGUUGUCAUUGUUGCCCCAACACUGCGAGUAGAGCAACUUAAAGGAAAUGGGAGCAUUCAUGACUCUAGCUUUUGUACAAGCGAAGAAGAAGGCUUUCCUCCUGACUUCUCAGAUGAUGGUGAUGGUGAUCACUCUGGUAACAAUAGCAGUGUGCCAGAUUUAGCCCUGGAUAUUGAUGCUCUGAUUGACCCACCUGAUGAAGAACAGCAGCAAAAAAUCAUCUCCCUAGUUGAAUAUUAUUUUUCUGAUGAAAGCAUUCUUAAAGAUGCAUUCCUUCUGAAACAUGUACGGAGAAAUCGUUCUGGAUUCGUGAGUAUCAAAUUAAUUACGUCAUUUAAAAAGAUGAAGACAUUGACAAAGGACUAUCGUAUUGUUGCUUAUAGUUUGAAAGGUUCUGAAAAGCUUGAACUGAAUGAUGAAUGUACCAAAGUCCGACGAAAGGAUCCACUUCCUGAUUAUGAUGAAACUGUUCCUUCAAGAACUGUUGUGGCCCUUAACUUACCAUUAGAAAACCCAACUAUGGAGAAUAUGGCUGAGAUUUUCUCAAAAUGUGGUAGCGUUGCAAAUUUUCGCAUAUUGCGACCUGGUUGCUCAAUUCCAUCAGAUUUGCACAAGUUCGCAUGUAAACACCCUGAACUUGGAUCAACAAUGUGCGCUGUAGUUGCCUUUGAGCAUUAUGAUCAAGCUAAAAAGGCUUGUGAAAUUCUUACCAAUAAUGAGGACUGGAGAAAAGGCAUGCGUGUCGUUCCCUUGAUGGUGCCGAAGAGGAAGGAAGAGAAAGACAAAAAAGACCGCAAAGACAAGGAUAAAAAGGAUAAAAAGAAAGCAGGUGGGGAGUAUGGUGAGGAUGACAUCUCUCCUGAGGAGGUUUCUGGUGAUGACAAGAAAAGGAGAAAACGAGGUGGUCGCAAGAAAAAGACGCGUGUUGAUCAGCUCUGUCAUGAUUCUUCAUGUUAUAGCAGUGGCUCUGAAGGGGAUUCUCCUGCAAAGCCCAGUAUUACAUCUCCCAAUAGGUACAGGAGUAGUGAUCAUCUCAGCCCUCAUGUUACCCCUCCCCGGGGUGGUAGAAGUAGUCCAGUCGGCAGUCCUCACAACAAACGCCGUGGACCCGGGAAGUCUCCCCUGGUGGAUUCAAACUCUGGUGUUAGUCCCAGGAGCAGCCCCGAGACUGUACGCAGAGGCAUUGAUUCAUCUGGUGGAGACAGCACUCCGUCAAGCCCAUGGGUGCAGAGGCGCCUCAGAGUUGCUCAGGAGAAAAUGUCUGGUAGCAGUCCUUUGGGCAGUCCUCUUUUAGGUAGACGAAACCCAGAUGGUACAUUUAUUCCUGGAUCUGCUCCUAGAAUGUUGGACAUGACUAAUGUGUUACGUCAACCUAAAGGUCCUGAUGACACCAAAGGUUUUUACGGAGGCAUAGGGAGAGGCAAACCUCGAAGCAGCACAUUUACUUAAUCUUGGUGAUUGCAAAAUGGUCUCUUCAAAUUUUUUUCCUCAGCAUCAUGUUACAAACGUUCUGUUGUUUACUUCAAAUUUUAAUUGGUGUGUCAAUGGAUUGUGCUCUUUCAUAGGUGUACAAAAGUGAUUAUUUUUCUUUAAGUGAAAAACAAUUUUAUGGCCUAAAUUUUUAACUAAAAUAUUUUUUAUUUAACAAUGAAAUUGAGAUCAUGCUAUGCAGUAUAGUAAACCAGUUUUUUUAUACUGAUUUUUAACAUCUUAUCACAUUAUUUACUUUUUCUUUUUUAGAAGUAAAACAAUGGUACAGCAGGAGUAAUUGAUUUUAAAGUUUUAAUUUCAGGAUUUUUAGUUAUAGAAAGCUUAUUUCUGGUUCUCAGUUUUUACUUCUAAAUAUGUCUUGUUGUGUUUGCUUUUAUCUGUUUAACUGCUAUCAUGUAUGUGGUUUUCAUGAUGCAAAAUUUUGAAAGUCAAAUACUGAAAACCUGUAUCAUGUAUGUUUGUUUAUUUGAAGAUUACAUUUUAAAACACAGUUUUGUGUUCUUUUUUGAGAGGGAAAGGGUUGUCAAAAAGUGUAUAAAAUGAAUCUGUAACUAAAGGGAGAUAUUUUGUAGUGCCGGUCCACUUGAUGGUCUUCCAGUUUCUGUUUUACCUGACAGUUUACCACUGGACCGGUCUGACAACUGUUCUACUUGAUGAUGUACCCGUGUACUGUACUACAAUUUACAAUUUUAAACGGUUUCCUUUUAGGUUUAUAUACACAGGUUUGGGAGGGUCCAUGGCUAUAUUUAAAAUGUUUUGGCGGUUGUAGUUUGUCUUGAGGGGGUUGCUGCCUCCCUGAUUUAGGAAUUAAUGUUUCAGGGUGUGGAAGUGUUAGUGUAAAAUUACUCUGCUGAGGUCUUACAUUAGAAUGCAUUAUAUCACAGUACAUUGAGGUAGACUGAUAGACCAUGGUAAGUCAGAUGGGACUUGUGGUAGACUGCAUUGUCAGGGUAGACCGUCAAGUGGAUCAACACUGAUUCUAUUUUCAACGUUUGAAUUGCCUUUGAAAAAUGUGCUGUGUAGCAACGAAUGGUAAAAAAAAAAAUUUGAGAAGAUGGAGCUUCAGUUUGUCAUAGAUGGAUUUAAAAGAUUUUAAGAAAUGUUCCCCGUUGUGAGAGAUGGGCAUUACAAUGAAUCACAAAUAACGAAUGUAGUCUCACAUGUUCAUUGAGGUGUAACAUGUAUUGUUUCAUUCACAUUAUAGCACAUUAAAAUCUUAAACAGAAUCAGCAGCCUUACAUUACCCUAACUGCCUUUUUAUUGUUCAGUUUCACUUUUAAUUCAUAAAAUUGCAUUCCAUUGCUUUUACUUACUGCUCGAAGUUCUUUAUGGUUAGUAUGAUGAAAUUUAUAAACUGCAAUGUUAUUAUGGACCGUUUUUUACUUUUUAGUUCAUAGAAAAUGGUGCAUUUUAUUUGUUGCUCGAAAAAAAAUUAUUGUCGUUUUUGAUCUGGAGUUAAUUUUUAACGUGAAGUUUUUACGUGUUCUUUGUUCCUAAGCGCAGUGAAGAAUUAUUUAAAGUUUUGCAUUCGUUUUGUUAAUUAUUUUUUACUUAAAGAGAAAAGAUCUGGACAUAAUUCAAUAUUGCUUGCUGUCUUUGGGGUGGUUUUUUUGUUUUACAGACCCAUUAAUUUUCUAAAAGUUAAGUGCUGCAAUAGAAUUACAUAAUGUAAAUGAAAAGGCCUGGGCCUUUCUAGUACCAUCAGAUUUACUUGAGCAACAGGUCACAGUCUUUUCGAGGGCUAUUUUCCUCACAGGUUGAAGUUAAGCAAAAGAGUAAACUACAAAAGCAGAACCAGUUUGGUAAUAAAAGGGGAGACUCAUGAAUUUAAUCGUGUAUCUCCAUGUCACAGCUGUAGGUGUGAAAGAGAUCCAUUCUUGACCAUACAUUUUUUUGGAUAGUCUUCUCAAGUCUUAUAGAUUUUAAAUAUAGUUUGUAGGUUCUUUCUUAUCUCGUUUUUUUAAUUGGAUGGUGCAUAGCUGUUUCAAAAGUGGGGGUUACCCAGUUGUUCUCCCAUUAUUCUUUAAAUUUAUUUUAAGUCUAAAUGACAAUGGGUCACCACAUAAGUUGCAAAACCACUGCUGUCAUUGUUGAAAUGAGAGUCAAUGGUGUGACUGCUGUUCUUUGUUAAUGUAACUGUCUUUCUGUAACAUUCUUACUCGUUUUAUUUUUUAAAGAAAAACAUUUAUCUUUUAAGAUUGACUGAAGUUUACGACACUGCUGAGUUUGUGUUUGAAAAUUUUGUUUUAAAAUCGUUAAGUUUUGCUUAGUUUUAAAUGUUUUACACUUUUGAGGACUUGUCUUUCCUUCUUUAAUAGUGUUGGAGAGUAUAAUCCUUGUAUUACCAAUGUAGAAUGUAAAACUUCCUAAAGAAAAAUAUCAUCAGCCAGUUGUUCAAAUUAAUGUACAAAACGCAAAAUAUUUUCAGUUUUUUUUUAUUGCAGUUUUUUAAUCUGUGGAUUGGCUGCAUAUAUGAUAUAUAUGCUCUUGGAAUAUUUUCUCAAAAUUCAAAUUCUAAAUGUUGAAAAAAAAGCAAGAAAAGAUUCAUAAUUACAUAGAUAGUAUAGUAUAUAUAUAUUAGGUACAAUUUGUAAAAGAAUUGAAACAGGUUUUGCUCUCUCCUGAAAAAUUUUGCUUUCUGAACUUAGGACAUUUUAUCAGCGCGCCGGCGGUAUGAUUGUUUCUUCCUCUUAUUUAAAAAAAAAAGCUUAAUUUUUCAUGUUUUGAGUUUGAGGUUUUCGAGUCAAUAUGUUCUCUGAUAGCCUUUCUGUUGGUUUUACUGUAAAUUUGUUAGCUUUUGUUUGUCUGGUAUUGGUGUUUCUCUCCUUUUUGUUUUAACUGGCGUCAAAAGUGCCCCAAUCUCAUAAAAUUAAUUGUGAUUGUUGCUCUGUAGAAAAAAGUCAGAUAGGUAAUACUGUUUGUGAGAUACAUGUAUUCAUCUUUGCUAUUUUGCAGUUUGGUUCUAGUACAAGUUUUACAGCACCUGCAGCACAAUCGGGUCAUUAUAAGUGCCGAAGAGUAGAGGUGUUACUGUUGCUAGAGAGUAAUAUAUACAAAGAAUAGGAGAAAGGAUGAUAGAUGUUUGAAAGGAAAGAAGGAACAGUUUUGAAAUAUACAGAUAGUGUAUUUCAGUAUUUGUCCUAUUUCACUUUCAUUUGAAACUGAAAUAUCUAUCAAAUGUUGCAAAGACUGAGAGAGAAAAUUACCUGUCAGGGCAGUCCUGUAAUGCUUGAGUGGUUUUGGGGAAGUAUGGUUUCCUGGGGCAUAGAGAUUAGGGGUGAUCAAGGUAGCUGAUUUGAUUGAUGGUCUUUAUGCAUAAAAAUAAUUCUCUGCUGUUUGUGCAAUGAAGUAGGGUUCAAGUCCAUGUCCCAUGUAUUUAUUUGCAUUUCCUUUGUCAGUCUACUUCCAGUACCUGGUGGUCAUUACUUUCCAACUGAUCUUUUCUGUUAUUUUUAUUCUGUAAAGGUUCAGACUUAAUUGCAGCUCUUUGUAAAGUACGAAAAAAGCCAGAGAUAUUUACAUGAGUAGCUCUGUUACUCAGUUUCACUUUUUUAAAAAUAAAUCAUAAGAGGUAAUAUUCUCCGUUUUCCACAUACACAUGCUAACAACUUUUCACAGCUCUGAAGCAAGCUUUAUUCAACUUUUAAAGCUUAAUGUACCUCUGUACAAAAGGAUUACAUUUUUAAUAUAGUCGGAUUAGUUAGACUCAAAUCAUAAUCAUUUGAUUUCUGAACAAAGAUCUCAAUCUCGUGUCUUUGUUCAUCAAUAUGUACUCUUUGGUUUUGUUUCAUACGAAACUCAGGUGGAAAUACAGCUCAGCAUGACAAUGUGGAACAACCUUUUCUUGAUAUAAGGGUGUUUAAUUAACAGUGAAGCCAACAUAAUGGUAGCUGUUUUUAAACUUUUGUUAAGCCUCAUUGUUCAGACCUAGACAACUAUUGGAGAUUAUAGGAGCUGGUCAGGGCCAUGUUGUCAACCUUUGGUGCUAGUGAGGGGUGGGCAGGAGGGGCACGUGGUGUUUGUCUUUAAGAUCACAUACCCAGUACCAUAUAUAAAUACAAUGAAAAAGAGACCGUAGGCCUCCACAGUGUAAAUAGCUGAGGUUGAUUUGAAGUGUCCGUAAAACUUAGUCCAUAAUGUCCUGUAGACAAGAAAUCUUGUUUCGAUUUUGGCAUUUUAAAACACAACUUUGUACAAUUAAUCAGUGGUUAAUUGCUGUAAGGUCUAAAUUUUGGUCGCAAUUUAUUCUUUCUGACACUCAUUGGUUUCUUCUUUGAUCCAUCUCCUCCUUAAAAAAAUAGAUUUAUGUAAGAGCAACCCCACACAUGCCCAAUGACUGCUUUCAUUGUUCUUUUAUAACCAUUUAGAUUCAGCUCCUGUAGUUGGAAAUAUUACGUUUUGUGGUAGGCCCUACAUUCUAUUAUUUUUAUAGUUUAGUUCUUCUGUAAAUCACACUCAUCAUUAUGCUGUGUAAUUGAGGGUGUGUCACGGUGAAGCUAAAUGUUUCCCCUUGCAGCAUGUUUUACUUCUACUCCAAUUAUUUCAGCUUUGAAGAAGAUUAAGUUCUGCACUGUGUCAAAUAGUUUUUCUUGCAUAAACUGAUCUUUUGUUGUUGAGGAAAAGAAACAGUACAAAUUUUGGAUGGAUUUUCAAAUUGCCUAUCAUUCAGAUUUGCUUUCAUACUCUGAGAAUUUGCUAUUGUAUAAGAUUAUAUAUAUGAGUUUCGAUAUAUGCCCAAUUUCUGCAGUCUUCCAGAUUAGUUGCAGGUACUAUUUUACCUUUGACUGUCACCUCCUCACAGGCUCUGGGAAUGGGAUGUCACUGAAAAUAUAAAUAGGCCAAUAGUAGAAAAGAUUAUCUGUGAUAAGGGCUUUAAUUUCACAAUUGAAAACAUAUAUAAAAGAGAGUAAUGCAUGGAUUUUUGAGACAUGUUCUUUUCUGGUGAUUGACUUACAUUGAGUCAUUGUAUAUAUAUAUUAUCAUGUGUUUUAGACCUAUGAGUGUCAGAAAGAGUUGCAUGACUUUCUUUACUGUGGAUACUCAGCUUGAAAUCAAAUUAUUAUUGUAAUUGUAAGUUUAUACUAUAUAUUUUAUCGCUGUUGUUGUACUUAAUUUCACACGAUGUACACAUAAACACUCACUCCAUCACAAACAUAUAUUUUAAAAACUUUAUUAUUUUAAUACAAUUUUAUGGGAAGUGGGUCAAAAUGUUAUUACCAAACUGAGAGUAAAUUUUAUUUUGGUACAUCUUCUAAUGUGUGGUUUUAAU